Molecule: messenger RNA, 3430 nt
Organism: Carcharodon carcharias (great white shark)
Lineage: Eukaryota; Metazoa; Chordata; Chondrichthyes; Lamniformes; Lamnidae
Gene: cog4
Product: component of oligomeric golgi complex 4
Exons: 19
Coding region: 14-2344 (776 amino acids)
Source: RefSeq, a predicted model, not a curated record
GGUGACGGUGAAGAUGGCAGUCGCUUCCAUGUCGGGCGGUGUUGGCCGGAGCAAUUGCUGCUCGAGUCUGACCAUGGAGCUUUUGGAGGGGCUGACGGAGAUCGCCGAGUUGCAAGAGGCCUACAGCAAACUGUGCAGCGAGGAGAAGGAGGUUGAAGCAGAGCUCGAGGCUCUCAUUGGGCAGCAGAGCAGUCUGGACAGUAAGAUGGUGGCUCUCCACCGCAUGGGUCCGAACUUGCAGCUGAUCGAGGGGGAUGCCAAACAGCUUGCGGGGAUGAUCACGUUUACGUGCAAUUUGGCUGAAAAUGUCAGCAGCAAGGUUCGGCAGCUUGACCUGGCCAAGAACCGGAUUUAUCAGGCCAUUCAGCGAGCAGAUGACAUCCUGGAUCUGAAAUUUUGCACUGAUGGAGUACAGACAGCUCUGCACAAUGAGGACUAUGAGCAGGCAGCAGCACACAUCCAUCGCUACCUAUCACUCGACAAAUCUGUAAUUGAACUCAGCAGACAGGGCAAGGAAGCCAAUAUCAUUGAUGCAAACCUAAACCUUUUGCAAGAGGCAGAGCAGCGGUUAAGAGUAAUUGUUGCUGAAAAGUUUGACAUAGCCAUCACAGAAGGUGACCUGCCACAGGUGGAGCGCUUCUUCAAGAUCUUUCCAUUGUUGGGAUUACAUGAAGAAGGGCUGAGCAAGUUUUCUGAGUACCUCUGUAAGCAGAUUGCAAACAAAGCUGAAGAAAACCUUCACCUGGCACUGAGCACUGAAAUGAGUGAUCGCAGGGCGGCUGUUACCUUUGCUGACACCCUCACGCUGCUCUUUGAAGGGAUCGCUCGUAUAGUGGAGACUCAUCAACCCAUCGUUGAAACGUACUAUGGGCCUGGGCGGUUGUACACACUUAUUAAGUACCUACAGGUGGAGUGUGAUCAACAAGCUGAAAAAGUAGUGGAUAAGUUCAUUCAGCAGAGAGAUUACCACAGAAAGUUCCAACGAGUGCAGAACAGUAUGAUGAGGAGCUUAACGAUGGAUAAGAUAGAGCCCAGAGAAUUGGACACUAUUUUAGCGGAGGUUACAUUGAUGAAUGCUCGCGCGGAGCUGUACCUGCGUUUCAUCAAGAGAAGGAUCACUGCUGAUUUUGAGGUUUGCGAUGCAGUAGCCUCUGAAGAAGUGAAGCAGGAGCAUCAGAAGGCACUGGAUAAGCUGAGUAACCUCUGUUUGCUGAGCCGGAAUAUGCAGGAGCUAAUUGGAUAUUACAUCACCAUGGAAGAGUACUUCAUGAGAGAGAUGGUCAACAAGGCUGUUGCGAUGGAUGUCUGUGAGAAGGGCCAGUUGACAUCCAGCAUGGUGGAUGACGUGUUUUUCAUUGUGAAGAAGUGCAUUGGUCGUGCUCUGGCGAGCUCAAACAUUGACUGCCUGUGUGCCAUGAUCAACCAUUCCACCACUGUACUGGAGUCAGAUUUCAGGGAGGUGCUUUAUAACAAGCUGCGGAUGGGAUUCCCUGCCACGACCUUUCAGGACAUACAACGUGGUGUAACCAGUGCUGUGAAUAUCAUGCAAUCCAGCCUGCAGCAGGGCAAAUUUGACACCAAGGGAAUUGAAAGCACAGAUGAAGCCAAGCAAUCCUUUUUGGUGACUCUGAAUAAUGUGGAAAUGUGCAGUGAAAAUCUUCUGACGUUGAAAAAGACCUUGGAGAGUGACUGUACAAAACUGUUCAGCCAAGGUCUGGGAGCAGAGCAGGCACAAGCAAAGAUUGACAGCUGCCUGUCGGACUUGGCUGCCAUAUCCAACAAAUUUAAGGAUCUCCUGCAGGAAGGUUUAGCAGAACUCAACACAACAGCUAUCAAGCCGCAGAUUAAGCCCUGGAUAACUGGGUUCCUCUCCAUCUCACACAACAUUGAGGAGGAGGAGUUUAAUGAUUAUGAAGCCAAUGACCCCUGGGUCCAACAAUUCAUUCUCAACCUGGAGCAACUAAUGACAGAAUUCAAGGUUGGAUUGUCCCAGGUGAUCUAUGAUAACCUCACCAGUCUGAUGACGAGCUUGAUUGCGAUUGAACUGGAGAAGGUGGUUCUCAAGUCGACAUUCAGCCGGCUUGGCGGGUUGCAGUUUGACAAGGAACUCCGAUCGCUUAUUGCGUACCUGACGUCAGUGAUCACGUGGACCAUUCGUGACAAGUUUGCUCGCCUCUCUCAGAUGGCAACUAUACUGAAUCUGGAAAGGGUCACUGAAAUUUUAGAUUACUGGGGACAGAACUCUGGGCCACUCACCUGGCGCCUUACGCCUGCAGAGGUGCGUCAGGUGCUCGCACUGCGGAAUGAUUUUCGUAGCGAGGACAUCAAGAGGCUUCGCUUGUAGCAUCUAUGCUUGGGCACUCUUCAGCGAAUCACUUGUUAUCAUUCCUCAUGGGCAGCAAGAUAUUGACUUAUGCAUCUUCAGGCAGUGGGGCCUUGUCUAGCAUUUGAAAACACUUCAUUGACAUGGUCUGCAGUGCAGUGGGAAUGACGUUCAUGCUUUUCUGCUGUUGUCCGCAAGGAUUGAUGUACAUUAAUUGACAGAUAAUCUGAACAUAUCCAGCAUCAGUGCUUCUGGGACAGGUUCGGAACCAUACAAUAUAUUCACAUCCUGCUCCUGGAAUAAAGGUUAUUACUUCAUUACACUUAGACUGUGCUGUAUAAGUUUAUAUUACAGAUUAUGAGGGGGAGGGAGGGAUAAAGCAUUUUAUAGCCAAUGAACCACUUGUGAAGUGCAACCAUUGUAUUGUAGGAAAUCUGUUGAAUUGUUCUGUGGAUCCCUUUCUUUCCUCAUUGGCUGUGGGAUUUGACUGUUUUAAUUUGCUGGAAAGUGAGACGAAGCAGCAGACUGUGAUGGGGUUAAUGCUAUCCAGCAAUAAUUAAAGUCCUUUAUCUUCCCUUGGGCCUACUGAUUUGCAUGCUCAGUUCUCUCUCUCUCUCCUGCGAGAUUGGCUCAAUUUGAAUGUGAAUCUACUGUUGGUUCAUUCUUGUUGCAACAAUACAUUUGGAAUGUUGCCAUUUUGAGUGUUCAUAAAAUCACCUCUCUGGUACAGCCAUCUCGAGAACAUCUCCAAAUUACUUCAUUCUUCCCAAAAAAUUCCUCAUAUUUACAAAAUUACAAUGAUCUUUACUGUGACCUUGGGGCUCUGGAGCAGGAACUUUUUGGUAUGGAGACAAACGAAAAGGGAAGAUCCAAGGUGUGGAGGUAUCCUAUGGAGCAAAUUGGUCAUGGUGAAGAGUUUAAGUUUUUCUCCUUUCCCUACACUUUCACGUCGGAGAAUUAGAUGGAGAUAUAUUGUGUUCAAGGUUUGUAAAUUGCCUAAAUUAGCUCAACUUUGGACCACAAAGAUCGACUUAGAUUUCUAUAGUGCCUUUUGUGACUUUAAGUUGCCCUAAAUACUUUACAACCAAUAAAAUACUUCAAAGUGCA